CCUCCUCCUUCGCCUCUUCCUGCCUCCUCCCGGCUUCCGCCGCCGCAGACGCUGCAGCCGAGUCCGAGCCCGAGGCGAAGCUUUUCCGCACUCAUUUCCGUUUCCUCGCCCCUGCAGCCUCCUGACACGGUGAUCCGGGCGGGCCCCGCGGGCGUUUUAUCCCCUCACCGGCCUCACACUAGUGUCGCAUGUCCACUAUCCAGAACCUCCAAUCUUUCGACCCCUUUGCUGAUGCAACUAAGGGUGACGACUUACUCCCGGCAGGGACUGAAGAUUACAUCCACAUAAGAAUCCAGCAGCGGAACGGCAGGAAGACACUGACGACUGUUCAGGGCAUCGCAGAUGAUUACGACAAAAAGAAACUGGUGAAGGCUUUCAAAAAGAAGUUUGCCUGUAACGGUACUGUGAUUGAACAUCCUGAGUACGGGGAGGUUAUUCAGCUUCAAGGCGACCAAAGAAAAAAUAUUUGCCAGUUUCUCUUGGAGGUUGGCAUUGUCAAGGAGGAACAGCUUAAGGUUCAUGGAUUUUAAAAUGAACCUAAACACGUGGAGAAUUUCUUGAAUAAUUUUGUUCUCUAAACCUAGUUUGGCUGCCUUGUGAAAUGAUUCUCUGCAGUAAACGGACUUUUCAUUUAUUUAAUCAUUCAAGCUUGCAUUCACAUCUGCAUGAUUACAGAAGACACGGGGUAUGUAGCCUAGUAACACAUAAGAAAAUUGCAGUAAGAUGGUAACAAAACCCCGUAUUCAUCUUAACGUGUUUCCAAUGGAAAAGAUUUUGUUUUGAGUGUUUAUUGUUCAGUUUUAGUUUUCACUUGAUUAAAUGUUUUUUUUUUGUUGUAUUAAACCACGUAUGUUGCAGCUUAACAAUAAAAAAAAAAACUGAAUCCUUUUUUGAGCAGUUAUGCUCUCAAGUCUAAGCAAGUUACAUAUACAUACAUGUUUUGUAUUUCAUGAUUGGAAUUCUCAGUCUGCAAAGUAUUCUUUCUAAGUUGCUUUAGCUGCUGGUAAACCCAAAGAUAGACCCUGUGUUAUAUGUACACUUGAGUGGCCUGUGUUCUUCACUUACUGACUAAAAAGAAUAGAAGCAAGAAAGAAACUCAGCCAGAGCCACUGCUCCUCGCAGUCCAACUAAAACUUGUCAUCAAACGUGUCAGAAUGUCAUGUUUAAUUUUUAAGGAGUGCGUCUAAGCUUCACUAUUAGCAGAGAGUUGUUUUUUGUGUUUUAUUGAUUGUUACUGUGUUGCCAACAUAAAUCUGUCCCUAAGUGCCAGGUAUUUACAGUGGGCUCCUAGUAUAAAAUGUAUUUAAUUUAGUUAUGGGAACUGCCCUGCCUAGUGCUGGUAGGUGUUAUCACCAUUUCACAUAUACUGGAGUUCAGGUUAACUUCCCUAGAAGUGCUAGAAAGUGUCAGAGUUGGAGUGCCAGCCCAGGGCUUCCAGAUAAAAAAGCCACACUCACUGUACCGUGGGUUUUGGUACGUGUUUCACCGGAGGGAAGCGGAUGGAGAGCCAUGGCUGACAAUACGUGGAGAAAAAGUAAUAACGUGACUUGUAGUUUGUAAUAAUGAGGUGCGUGCAGCUCGUUUUCUUGUGUACCAGGCUUCCGUUUCUUACUGAACGUUAGUUAUUUGCUCAGUUACACAAGCCGAUAAAACCAUUUAGCCGGGGUAAAGAAGGGCAUCCGUAACUGUGUCCUAUUUAGCUUAAUGCAGUGAGCUAACGAUGGUGUCCAUCACUUGGGUGACUACGUUCUCUACCAGCUAAGUCCUUCCCUGUAUUCUGAUGCUGCUGCUUUUGGAAAAAGCAAAACAGCUCCUACGGAGUUUGCCUCUUCAGGGUCCUAAGUAAUAGGUUCUGCUCCUUUUUCCACUCCGUCUUACCUGUAGUCAAGAAAGAUAGACUAUAAAAGGUGAGUAUAACAGAACAUAGUGUCAAAUUUGGUAGAUAACAAUGUAAUUUUAUCACAAAGAUCAAGAUGUUUGGGAUAAUCUUCAACUUACUUAGAAACCCCUGCUUUUCUACCCAUAACGUGUUGUAAUUAUACCUCUAAUUGAAGGGUGCCAUGGAAAUUGUAAAGCAGAAAGUUAUAUUAAUAUGUACAUUAAAAUGUUGUCUGAAUACAUCUGUUGAGAGCUAAGCUAGUGGCCAGAGAAAAAUUAUCUGUUAAGAUGAGAUUUAUUGUACAAAGAAAGUUGACGGGUGAGGGAUGCUUCCUAGCUGGGAAGAAAAGGCCCCUUCUGAUCAAAAGAUCAAGCUCUUGGUCUUCAUGUGUCAGGUAUGGGAUCCUGUGUCAGAUGGGAUCAAAGCCUUGAGUAAUCUCCCUUCUUUGGAGUUUGUGAGGAGCCCUUGUCUUCCCUUCAGCUUACGAACCCCGAGACCUGGUUAGACUCAUCACCCGUAGGGCUCCCAUCUUUAGUAGACUACAUGCCCUUUCGUACUGUCUUUGAGCGACACAGUGGGGAAAAGGGCAUAAUUAAGGAUAUCCGGAUUUCUGCAGUUUUACUGAAACUAGUCAGAGGAUGGAAUCAGCACUUGGGGUAAAGCUGCCUGGCUGGAAACCUCAGGUAUUUGAGAGCAUGGGAACAGGGCUGAUGGCUCUUGUCUGCCCCACUGGAAAAAGGGACUGGGAGGCUUUGUAUAACAGGAAGGAAGGUUGUAUCUUACAGAUGCAGUAAAAACAACAGCCAAAUGGGGCAAUUCCUUGUGCUUCCCAUAUUGGAAGAAUCUAAUCUGCGGUUUCUUCAGUGGCCAAUGCUUCAGGGUGCAAAGCGGAAGAAUAUUGAGCAGAGGAAAGUAAAUUUGGCAGAAGUCUUUAGGAAGCCAUUAGGAAGUUAGAACUAUGGAUCGAGGCACAGCUUGGAGUGAUGGGUUAUUGGCAGCAGUGCCCUCUACCUUUCGGUACCCUUCCUUCCCCCACUGCCAGAGAGGAAACCCUGAGGAAGCAGCUUGCUCUGCCCACUUAGGGACUGAAGUAACAGCCUCUCUCUUGACUUCCUUAGAGGGCCACUGAUAACGGAAGAAACAGUUCUAGUCCUAGUCAGGAUGGCAGUUAACCAAAGUAACUUGGAAAGCGUGGAAUGGCACCUUAGGCAGCUGUGUGCCACCAGUCCCCAGUGGGGCCCCAGCUAAAGGAAUGUGUGGUUACAGCUCAAGAGAAAACCUCCUUGCCCACAGAGACAUGUUCCAGGGACCCCUGAAGAGUCCCUUUUCCAAGGCAGGAAGCCAUGUGGGAUGAGCAAAUGAAGGAGGCGUGGCUGUGCUGUGACUAAAACUGCAACAAGCUUGCUCACUUGACAGGCAGGCAGCAGCAGACAGGCAGACGACAUGGGGUUGUCUGGGAUUGAGGGGCCCAGUGAAUCAGCUGGAAUUCAGGAUGCCUUAGCAUCGACAGCUCCUUCCACGUGACCGUGCAGGCACUUCCUCCAUUUCUGGUAGUGGAAACAUGGGGGAAAAAAAUCCGAGAAAUGCUUUUUUUUUUCACUUCUGGAAAACCAGAGUGAAAUUAGUGCCGGUAAGAGGGGGGAAUGCCAGUGUUUGAAUAGUCCUAAUCCCUGCAUUAGUGUUUUGGAUGACGUGUGGCCUGUGAGGGUUAUCUGACGUGCGUGAUGGACCUAAAAGCAGUUUAAGCUUGGCAUUGAUGCAUGAGGAUGCCAGCGAGGUCAGGUGGCUCACCUGUUAGCUCAUCAGUCUAGUUUUGAACAUCGCAGGAGAGUGGCAGAUCUGCCUAGCUGUAGCUCUGCUGCUGGUAAAUUGACUCACCUGGGGGCCUGAUGCCGAGUCAAGGUACCUCCAUCCUAACUAGUGAACUUUUGUGGCAUAAAAGGGGCUAAACCCAAAAUCCCAUACAGAAUCUAAAUGAUCUGAGCCCUCCUGCUAAACUUCAGCUACAGCCCUCUGCUCUUGCCUGGAAGGUUCUGAAGGCUCUCCUGUCCUGCCCCAGAAGGAGGCUCACUUUAACUCCAGGCUUUGUUUCAGUGUCUCCUUCACAUGUUCUUAACAGGACUUCAAGACCUCUCCUCCUCAGUCCAUUGGUCAGGAACAACAUACACUGGGGAGCGGAGAUAGAAGCAAAAAUUAAUCCGUGUUAACUGUGACAAAUUCUGCAGGGAAGACAUCACCAGAGAGGAAUUUGGAGGGAGGUAUAAUCCCUUGAAAGGAGCCCUGGUGGCACAGUGGUUAAAUGCUCAGCAGCUAACCAAAAGGUUGGUGUUUGGAACUCUCCAGCUGCUUUGUGGGAGAAGGAUGUGGCAGCCUGAUUAUGUAAAGAUUACAGCCUUGGAAACCCUGUGGGGCAGUUCUACUGUGUCCUGUGGGGUGGAUGUGAGUCGGCAUCAACUCAACAGGAAUGGGUUAGGUUAUGAUCCCUCGAAGUAGGAAAAAGGAGGCCUGCCCAGUCUGGUCAGAAUCGGCUACUCUGCUUUACUGCCAUUGACUUGUAAAAACUCAGGACAUAAACAUGAUGUUCAGAUCAGACUACCAGCACGUGAGCAGUGAGACACACUAAAUGGGACCAUUAGUGUCCUACUUGGUUGACCAAAGAUAGUUGCUUAGAAAAACAGGGUACCCAGGGAAUUACUACUAUUGAGGAAGUAAGGAAUUAAGGGAGAGGGAUGGCCCAAGGAGAAGAGGGCAAUUAGGGUUUCCCUGAGUUGGAAUUUUUUUUUUUUUUUGGUUUAUGUAGUCCUUUAGGAAACCUUAGUGGCGUCGUGUUUAAGACCUACAGCAGCUAACCAAAAAGUCAGCAGUUCGAAUCCAGCAGGUGCUCUUUGGAAAAUAUGGGGCAGUACUACCGUGUCCUUUGGGGUUACUAUGAGUUGGUCUACUUGAUGGCAAUGGGAGUUUUUUUUUUUUUUUUUGGUAGUCCUUUACCACCCCCUUGUGGUAACUUAAAAAAACUUGAUUGCUGCUGGUACAUUAUGGAGGUUUAAGUUGUAGGUGGAAGAGCCCUAUGGCACAGUGAUUAAAGUGCUUAGUAAUGGGUUUGGUUUGAGUUUUGGUUGUCAGUGACGCGCCAGCUGACAAGUUGGAUUUUGGUGUCCUUACGAUUUUUUUUUUUUUUUUUUACAAUGUUAGGAGAAAUAGAUGUAGCCAAUCCUUUAUUAUUGCAAUUUAUUAAAAUCUUGAUUUGCUUUUACUGGGGAGAGACAAUAAAAUCCGUUUGUGGUCUUGUCCUGGGGACAUAUAAAACCACACCCCCCGCCCCCACUCUCUGCCAACGUGCUGUUAAGAGGAAUUUAAAUAGAAACACAGACUUCUGUUUAUGGCCUGCAGGGAAUGAGUGAUUAAGCAAGAAAACAAUGAAGGCUCUUCCUAAACUCGCCUGUUGAGCAACACAGUCUGGCAUUUCCACACACACACACAAAUGACCUAUACAGCCCUCUCAAUUUAAACCUCUGUUGUAGCCUAAUUCACAGGUCAUGUGCUUUUUUUGGCUGAUACCUCCUCAUAGGUCACCUGUAGACCAGGAACUUUUAUCUGAGAAAAGUAAUGACUGGAUUCCCAAAAAGCCCUUACGUAGGUAACGUCAAGAGUUUUUACCUGUUACCAAAAAACAAUGUACACUUUCUUCUACUCAAGUAUAUGAAGUCAAAAGUUUUACACCUUUUCGAAGUACACUUUGUGUUACAAGAACAGGGAAGUUCCCAAUACAUUGUGCGAAUGAGUAACCAGUAUCUAGUUUUUCUCAUUCAAGUAGAUGAAGUCAUAGGACUUUCACCUCUUAACACAAAAUCCUUUAUUAAAAGCCUGGGAGUGUUUCUCAUACAUUCUCUGAGUGAGAAAGUAUACAGUUUCUCCCAUUCAAGUACGUAAAAUAAUACGAGUUUUACGUUUUAUCGAAAACCAGUUUGUGGUACAAGUACCGGAAUGUUCCCAGUACAUUGUGUGGAUGAGAAGACAAUGUCCAGUUUCUUGCAUUCAAAUACAUAAGUCAAAAAAUGUUUCUUUUUUUUUUUUAUUGUUCUGUAAGUGAAAGUUUACAAAUCAAGUCAGUCUCAUACAAAAAUUUAUAAACACCUUGCUAUAUACUCCUAGUUGCUCUCCUCCCUAAUGAGCCAGCACACUCCUUUCCACUCUCUAUUUUUCUAUUUUUCGUCCAUUUGGCCAGUGUCUGACCCCCUCGGCCCUCUCAUCUCCCAGACAGGCGCUGCCCACAUAACCUCAUGUGUCUCCUAGAGCCAAGAAGCUCACUCUUCACCAGCAUCACUUUCUGUCCCAUAGUCCAGUACAAUCUCUGUCUGAAGAGUUGGCUUUGAGAAUGGUCCCUGUCUUGGGCUAACAGGAGGUGUGGGGACCAUGACCUCCAGGGUCCUUCUGGUCUCAGUCAGACCAUUAAGCCUGGUCUUUUUAUGAGGAUUUGAGGUCUGCAUCCCACUGCUCUCCUGCAUCCUCAGGGAUUCUCUGUUGUGUUUCCUGUCAGGACAGACAUCGGUUAUAGCCGGGCACCAUCUAGCUCUUCUGGUCUCAGGCUGAUGUAGUCUCUGGUUUAUGUGGCCCUUUCUGUCUCUUGGGCUCAUAAUUACCUUGUAUCUUUGGUGUUCUUCAUUGUUGUUUGCUCCAGGUGGGUUCAGACCAAUUGAUGCAUCUUAGAUGGCUGCUUGCUAGCAUUUAAGACCCCGGAUACCACCCGUCAAAGUGGGAUGCAGAAUGUUUUCUUAAUAGAUUUUAUUGUGCCAAUUGACUCAGACGUCCCCUGAAACCAUGGUCCCGACACCCCCACCCCUGCUACACUGGCAUUCGAAGCAUUCAGUUUAUUCAGGAAACUUCUUUGCUUUUGGUUUAGUCUAGUUGUGGUGACCUCUCCUGUAUUGUGUGUUGUCUUACCGUUCACCUAAAAUAGUUGCUGUCUCCUAUCUAAUUAGUGAAUACCCUUCUCCCUCCCUAUUCCCCACUCUUGUAAAUUUUCUUCUCUGUUUAAAUUAUUUCUCCAGUUCUUAAAAUAGUGGUCUCAUACAGUAUUUGACCUUUUGCAACGAAUUUCACUCAGCAUAAUGCCUUCCAGAUUCCUCUAUAUUAUUAAAUGUUUUGUGGAUUCAUCAAUGUUCUUUAUCAAUGUUUAGUAUUCCAUUGUGUGAAUAUACCAUAAUUUAUUUAUCCAUCUGUUGAUAGGCACCUUGGUUGCUCCCAUCUUUCUCCUAUUGUAAACAGGGCUGCAGUGAACAUGGGCGUGCAUAUAUCUGUU
Messenger RNA from Loxodonta africana (African savanna elephant), 7178 nucleotides. RefSeq names its product eukaryotic translation initiation factor 1B (gene EIF1B). Gene Ontology annotation, cellular component: eukaryotic 43S preinitiation complex. The record is from RefSeq and is a predicted model, not a curated record. NCBI's taxonomy places the organism in Eukaryota, Metazoa, Chordata, Mammalia, Proboscidea, Elephantidae. Bases 189 to 530 code for a protein of 113 amino acids. Gene Ontology annotation, molecular function: translation initiation factor activity; RNA binding; ribosomal small subunit binding. The transcript has 4 exons. Gene Ontology annotation, biological process: translational initiation.